AUGUGCCCUUCAUCACCUCAGCUUCAUGUGCCCUCCAUCACAUCAGCUUCAUGUGCCCUCCAUCAUCUCAGCUUCAUGUCCCCUCCAUCAUCUCAGCUUCAUGUCCCCUCCAUCUCCAUCUCCAUGUGCCCUCCAUCACAUCAGCUUCAUGUGCCCUCCAUCACAUCAGCUUCAUGUGCCCUCCAUCAUCUCAGCUUCAUGUGCCCUCCAUCAUCUCAGCUUCAUGUCCCCUCCAUCACCAGCUUCAUGUCCCCUCCAUCACCUCGGCUUCAUGUGCCCUCCAUCAACAGCUUCAUGUGCUCUCCAUCAACAGCUUCCUGUGCCCUCCAUCACCUCAGCAUCAUGUCCCCUCCAUCACCUCAGCUUCAUGUCCCCUCCAUCACCAGCUUCAUGUGCCCUCCAUCACUAGCUUCACAUCCUCUCCAUUAUCUCAGCUUCAUGUGCCCUCCAUCACCAGCUUCAUGUGCCUUCCAUCAUCUCAGCUUCAUGUGCCCUCCAUCACCAGCUUCAUGUGCCCUCCACCACAUCAGCUUCAUAUCCCCUCCAUUACCAGCUUCAUGUGCCCUCCACCACCCCAGCUUAUAUGUGCCAUCCAUCACCAGCUUCAAAUCCCCUCCAUCACCUCAGCUUCAUGUGCCCUCCAUCACCAUCUUCAUGUCCCCUCCAUCACCUCAGCUUCAUGUGCCCUCUAUCACCAUCUUCAUAUCCCCUCCAUCACAUCAGCUUCAUGUCCCUCCAUCUCAGCUUCAUGUGCCCUCCAUUACCAGCUUCAUGCGCCCUCCAUCACCUCAGCUCCAUGUCCCCUCCAUCACCUCAGCUUCAUGUCCCCUCCAUCACAUCAGCUUCAUGUGCCCUCCAUCAUCAGCUUCAUGUGCCCUCCAUCACCUCAGCUUCAUGUGCCCUCCAUCACCAUCUUCAUGUCCCUCCAUCACUAGCUUCACAUCCCCUCCAUCACCAGCUGCAUGUGCCCUCCAUCACCUCAGCUUCAUGUGCCCUCCAUCACCUCAGCUUCACAUCCCCUCCAUCACCAUCUGUAUAUCCCGUCCAUCAUCAGCUCCAUGUGCCCUCCAUCACCAGCUUCAUGUGCCCUCCAUCAACAGCUUCAUGUGCCCUCCAUCAACAGCUUCCUGUGCCCUCCAUCACAUCAGCUUAAUGUGCCCUCCAUCACCUCAGCUUCAUGUGCCCUCCAUCACCAGCUUCAUGUGCCCUCCAUCACCUCAGCUUCAUGUGCCCUCCAUCACCAGCUUCAUGUGCCCUCCAUCACCAGCUUCAUGUGCCCUCCAUCACCUCAGCUUCAUGUGCCCUCCAUCACCUUAG
Molecule: messenger RNA, 1317 nt
Organism: Pecten maximus
Lineage: Eukaryota; Metazoa; Mollusca; Bivalvia; Pectinida; Pectinidae
Product: leucine-rich repeat extensin-like protein 1
Exons: 1
Coding region: 1-1317 (438 amino acids)
Source: RefSeq, a predicted model, not a curated record